Benincasa hispida (wax gourd) is the source of this 1967-nucleotide messenger RNA. It is a transcript of the gene FLK, whose product is annotated as RNA-binding KH domain-containing protein. Gene Ontology annotation, molecular function: RNA binding. The record is from RefSeq and is a predicted model, not a curated record. Lineage: Eukaryota; Viridiplantae; Streptophyta; Magnoliopsida; Cucurbitales; Cucurbitaceae.
AAUCCACCGGCUUUGUCUACCAUUGUGUUCGCAAGACCUCUGUUUCUCUCUCUCUCUUGCUCUCCAAAUCUCUAAAACCCUAGAAGCUCACAUUCGAUUUUCCAGUGCGAAUUACUCCGUUCUCUCAUUCUUCUUCUACUUCUUCUCGAUUCUUCUGUAGUUUAAUCUGUAAGAAACACAUGGCUGAUGUGGAACAGAACUAUACCCAUGUUGUCGAUGACAAUCAAGUAGAUGAGAGUGCACAAAUUUAUGAGAAUGCUCAGGUACAUGAGACUACUCUUGAACAGGAAAAUACACAGGAGGCAGAAAACUUGCACGAUCUUCAGAAUGAACACAUACCAGAAACUUUAGAGUCUGAGCCAAAACAGGUUCAUAAUGAGGAUCCCCUGACCGUAGUAAGUGAGAAAAAGUGGCCUGGAUGGCCAGGAGAGAGUGUUUUUCGAAUGUUGGUUCCUGCCCAAAAGGUUGGUAGUAUAAUUGGUCGCAAAGGUGAGUUUAUCAAGAAAAUAGUUGAGGAAACGAGAGCUCGGAUUAAAAUUCUUGAUGGUCCUCCAGGAACAGCAGAAAGAGCUGUAAUGGUGUCUGCAAAGGAUGAACCUGAUUCUGCUUUUCCUCCUGCGGUGGAUGGACUUCUGAGGGUUCAUAAACGCAUUGUUGAUGGUCUGGAGGGUGAUAAUGCUCACGCCCCCAACAUGGGAGGUAAAGUCUCAACGAGACUGCUUGUGGCAGCUUCACAAGCAGGAAGCUUAAUUGGGAAGCAGGGAGGGACUGUUAAAUCCAUUCAAGAGGAGUCAAAUUGUAUAGUUAGAGUUCUUGGAACAGAUUUACCUGUUUUUGCUCUCCAAGACGAUAGAGUUGUUGAAGUACUAGGUGAUCCAGCUGGUGUGCACAAAGCAGUGGAACUCAUUGCUUCCCAUCUUAGAAAGUUUCUAGUUGACCGAAGUAUUAUCCCAGUUUUUGAAAUGAAUAUGCAGAUGCAAAAUCCACAGAUGGAGCACAUGCCGCCGCCGCCACACCAACCCUGGGGCCCGCCUCAAGGAAUGCCACCAAAUGCCGGGGGUGGUCCUGGCUUUGGACCAAAUCCUCCUCAAUACAUGCCACCACCUCGUCAAUUUGACAAUUAUUAUCCACCUGCUGAGAUGCAAUCGGUUAUGGAUAAGCAGCCCCAUCAUGGAAUUUCUGCUUAUGGAAGGGAAGCUCCUAUGAGUGGUGUUCAUGCAGCAUCGAAUGCACAGUCAGCGCCAUCAGUUGUCACCACCCAGACAACUCAACAAAUGCAGAUUCCAUUAUCUUUUGCUGACGCUGUUAUUGGAACUGCCGGUGCUAGUAUUAGCUACAUUCGUCGUGCUAGUGGGGCAACUGUUACUAUACAAGAAACGAGGGGAGUCCCUGGGGAAAUGACUGUAGAGAUGAGUGGAACUGCUUCUCAAGUUCAAGCAGCCCAGCAGCUUAUACAGAAUUUUAUGGCUGGUGCUGGAGCUCCAGCCCAGCCCCAAACUGGGGUUUCGACAGACCAAGGCUACAACUCGUAUGCUGCUCAUGGUUCAGUGUACGCUUCGCCCCCUGCAAACCCUGCGGCUCAUGCUGGUCAUGCUGGAGGCUACGGCAAUGUGUACGGUACAAAUUAUGGGUACUAAGCCUUUUUUCACUCAAACUCCAACAUUAGAAAGAUUUGUAUCAUGUAGCUCGGUGUUUUAUUCAGCUAUUUUGAACAUGCUCUUCCUGAAUGCUUAGAACCGUAUUUCUGCAUUAGCCUAUUUGUGUGGUUUAGCGAAUUCACUGUCAGAUUUUAGCACUGGCUUAUUUUUGACUACAUGUGAUGGACAUUUUAAGAGAAGCUGCAACAUUGACGGACCCAAAUAUUGAACUUGUAUGAGAAUUAGAAUGUCUAGAGUUCUUUAUUGAAUUUGGUUAAUCAACCAAACCAUAUGAUAUAAUGUUAAUUACCGCACUGGGUUAGUAUAGUA